AUGCAAGACAGGGCAAACACAAGGAAGCCUUUGGUUUCAAUCACCUAUGAUGACAGGAACAUCAAAACCAGCUACACUCCUUGGGGGGAAGAAGCUAAUAUUUCUGGAGAUAAACCAUCAAAGAAGCUGCUGACAUUUCCUUCAAUCAGUGAAACUCAUCAGCAAACAAAUAAGAGGUACCAACAAGAGAUAUAUAACUCUGGAUCAACUAGAAUGAAGUUCCUUUGCAACUUUGGUGGCAGAUUCCUACCAAGGCCAGUAGAUGGAAAGCUCCGGUAUGUUGGUGGUGAAAAGCAUCUGAUUCAGAUAAGUCAAAGAUUGUCAUGGCAAGAACUGAUCAGCAAGACAACCAAGCUCAUCAGGCAAGCUCACAUAGUCAAGUACCAUUUGCCAGGAGAGUGCGUGAAUGUGCUCAUCUCUGUUUCCUCCGAUGAUGAUGUUCAGCAUAUGAUUGAUGAGUGCAUUGUCCUAGAAGAAAGCAAAGAACGGCCAACUAUGUACCCCUAUUUACUGAUGAAGAUGAUGAGCAUCAUGUACAUUUUGUGGAGAUUAUCAAAACCAGUGCACAAAUGGCCGAGUUCUGAUGAAAGCAUGAUAAACACAAGAUGUAGCUCCCAAGAAGACAUCAUCCCUUAUUCUGAUACAGAUCAGCUCAACAAAAUUAGAAGCACUAAGUUACAAAACAGGACAGAGUGGCUCUGCCCCUACCCAGAUAUCUGGGUCAAAAAUGAAGCAGGAGCUCACAUUUUGUGGGAUGACACAUACAUCAGUGUGAUGAAUCCAUACAGCCAUGAGCAGGUACACGAAACCAGGGAAAAUAAACAAGCCCUUCCUGCAAAUGCAACAUUGGACAGAGACAUUAUAAGCAACGUACAGGUAAUAAGCAAUGAGGACCUCAAGAUCUGCAGGAGAUGGGCUCUGGUGCAUUUGGAACUGUCUUCCAUGGAAGAUGGAGAGGAACAGAUGUUGCCAUCAAACGGAUAA
Miscanthus lutarioriparius is the source of this 984-nucleotide messenger RNA. The record is from the annotation of a GenBank genome assembly. Lineage: Eukaryota; Viridiplantae; Streptophyta; Magnoliopsida; Poales; Poaceae.